AAAAGCGCUCCGGAAACUCAAUGGCUAAGAAAGAAAAUAUUUUUUACACGAAUAAAUUUAACGAAUUAUCUUAUCAGUAUUAAAUAUACUUUGGAAGAGAAAAUAAUUUUUUAUUUUUUAAUAAAUAGUGUAUGAAAAUGGCAACUGAUAGUAGAAGACGUGUUGCAUUAAUUACUGGUAUUACUGGACAAGAUGGUUCCUAUUUAGCAGAAUUUUUAUUAGAGAAAGGAUACGAUGUACAUGGUAUAAUUAGACGAGCUAGCUCUUUUAAUACUGCUCGAAUUCAACACCUUUAUGAGGAUCCAAAAUGUCAUCGUCAAGGCAAAAUGAAGUUGCAUUAUGGUGAUAUGACAGAUUCCAGUAGUUUAAUUAAAGUAAUUAGUUCUGUACAACCAACAGAAAUUUAUAAUCUUGCUGCUCAAAGUCAUGUUAUGGUAAGUUUUGAAGUAAGUGAAUAUACUGCUGAAGUAGAUGCAGUAGGAACAGUUAGAUUAUUAGAUGCAAUACGUACUUGUGGCCUUGAAAAAUCUGUUAAAUUUUACCAUGCAUCAACAUCUGAACUUUAUGGCAGGGUAACUCAAGUACCUCAAAAUGAAAAAACUCCAUUUUAUCCUCGUUCACCAUAUGCUUGUGCAAAAUUAUAUAGUUUUUGGAUUGUAAUAAAUUAUAGAGAAGCAUAUAAUAUGUUUGCUUGUAAUGGUAUUUUAUUUAAUCAUGAGAGUCCUCGUAGAGGAGAGAAUUUUGUUACAAGAAAAGUGACUAGAUCUAUAGCAAAGAUACAUCUUGGUUUACAAGAUAUUCUUGAAUUAGGAAAUUUAGAUGCUAAACGAGAUUGGGGACAUGCAAAAGAUUAUGUUGAAGCAAUGUGGUUAAUGUUGCAACAACCAACAGCAGAUGAUUAUGUUAUAGCAACAGGAGAGACACAUAGUGUUAGAGAAUUUGUGGAAGCAGCAUUUCAAUAUGUAGGUCGUACCAUUAAGUGGGAAGGUGAAGGAAUAAAUGAAAUAGGACAGGAUGUACAAACAGGACAAAUAUUAGUUAGAGUGAAUCCUAAAUAUUUCCGUCCAACAGAAGUAGAUGUACUUUUGGGUGAUGCUACUAAAGCAAAAGAAAAAAUUGGUUGGAAACCUACUAUUACAUUUGAGAAUCUUGUAAAAGAUAUGAUGGAUUCUGAUUUAGAAUUAAUGAGGAAAAAUCCAAAUGCUUAAAAUUAUUUUUAAUAUCAAAAGUUAAUUAAUUAAUAUUAAAAAUACAUUCUAUGAUGUCUCUGUGAGACAAUAGUAUUUAAAAAAUUGAUUUGUUAGAUUAUAAGAAAAUUCGAAUAAUAAUUUAUUCGUUUGUUAUAUAUUCUUAAAUCUGAUACAAACAAGUUUUUUUUAAAC
Molecule: messenger RNA, 1382 nt
Organism: Apis laboriosa (Himalayan honeybee)
Lineage: Eukaryota; Metazoa; Arthropoda; Insecta; Hymenoptera; Apidae
Gene: Gmd
Product: GDP-mannose 4,6 dehydratase
Exons: 7
Coding region: 132-1208 (358 amino acids)
Biological process (GO): GDP-mannose metabolic process
Molecular function (GO): GDP-mannose 4,6-dehydratase activity
Source: RefSeq, a predicted model, not a curated record